GUAAAACUUUAAACUUUUUUUAUCGAUAAGGAUAAACGCCCGCAUCCAAAACCUCAUAAGUGAAUAAUAAGUUGAAUUGUUUUUGCGCAUGCGACAAACUUCGAAUUUAUCAAAAAGUCAAAACGCCAAUCCUAUUCAUAUAGAGUUACUAGUGCCUUUACAGCGCUUGUAAAGCGAGAAAUUAUGCUGGCUUGUCAAUCGUGUACGAGAAAAGCCUUCUCUACAUUAAUCAACCAUACUAUUCGCCUGCAAAAUAGCCUUGCGAUAAUACGACCUAUCUACACCCCAGCUUUCUCCCGUCGACAUAGAAGAAAAUAUGCCACAGUCGCUGCGCCAUUCGAGGGUUCGAAGCAAAAAAAUAACGGGCAUCAUGCGAAGCCGAGCGGACGGGUCUCUCCACGAGAAUGGGCUGCCAAUAAGCAAUUACAGUAUUUAAAAGAUCCGCUGCAUAUUGCAGAUCAUGUUAAGAAAACGUUAGAGAAAGAUCAAUUCGAAGAUGCUCUCCUUAUCACGAGAAAAGCCAGUAAAGACACGAAGGUGACGGUCAGUUGGAAUUACUUGAUCGAUCAUCUAAUGCGACAAGGCAGACUUCAUGCUGGGAUCAAACUAUUCAACGAGAUGAAGAAGAGAGCACAAUUUCCAAACGCCCAGACAUAUACGACCAUCUUCAACGGAUGCGCCAUCUCGCCUCAUCCACAGUUAGCCGUAACCGAAGCCAUCAGAAUCUACAAUAACAUGCUAGCAAACGAACGCCUGAAACCCAACACCAUCCAUUUGAACGCUCUUCUCAAGGUCUGCGCACAUGCCGAAGAUAUCGAAUCCUUGUUUACCAUCGUCCAAACCGCCAACGAAGGUAUUAGAGCGCCAAACAACCUGACAUAUACCAUUAUUUUGAACGCUCUGCAGCGCAAGGUUAACAGGCGCCAGUAUGGCCGUGCCCAAGAAGUAGAUACUCCCCAGAUUACAAAAGCAAAGGCGAAAACCGUCCAAAGAGCCAAAGCCAUAUGGGAAGAAGUUAUAGCAAAGUGGAGGGCGGGUAACAUUAUUAUCGACGAAGAACUAGUCUGCUCCAUGGGAUGGAUUCUACUAAUGGGCGAUUGGCAUGACGCUGAUUCUAUAGAAGGUCUACUAGAGCAAACUAUGAUGAUUCCAAGGGAAAAUAAGCCGGCGAUUAGUGGAGAAGCUGGUAAAGCCGCAGAUCCUGGCCCUAGCGAGAGCACCGCAGACCCAAAGCCAGCUAUCUCUAUUGGUGACAGCAAGAUCCUGGCUCCCGGCGCUCCCUCGUAUACUCACGCACUUCCCGGGAGGAACUCCCUUUCUUUGAUUCUUACUGCCCUUGAGAAAACCGGAAAGACAGCCAGGGCUCAAAGAUAUUGGGAUAUCUUCACCAAGGAGCAUGGCGUUGUUCCUGACGCCAACAAUUGGCAUCGCAUGCUCAUAGCCCUGCGUCGCGGGAAGAACAGCGCCCAAACGGCUGAGCUUCUACGGGAAAUUCCCGCUAAGUUGGUGCUUCCUAAGAACUUCCGUACAGCCAUGAACACUUGUUUGCGAAAUAACCUAAACCGCGCUGUCUUCGACCACGCCACUCACAUUUUGGAUCUUAUGCCAGCCAAACUAGGAACACCGGAUCCAAUAACGCUACGAAACUAUCUCCGCGUGUGCAACGCCACCAAGAAAAUAUACGCCGAUAUAUCAAAGAAAAAGCGCCGGGGGGCUACGAUGACAGCGUGGGUCAAUCAGCUUGCCACAGCUCUCAGGAAUGUAUGGGGACAGUACGUGGUUCUUCAAAGGUUGUACGGCAACGAUGGACCAGAAUCAAACAUGAAACGAGAACUCAUAGCCCUAGCACGGAAGAUGAUUGCCGCCAGCGAUGUUAUCAUAUCGAAAAAGGUGGUGUCCUUAGAUAUCGAGACAGAGGUUGCGCAAAGACGAAAUAAUUUGAAUAGGGCCGUUGUCCGCCAUUUUGAACAGAUGAGGGCAAUUGACCCUAACUUCGUCCCAGAAGAGGAAGUCGAAGAUGAAGAAGGCGAAAUAGGUGAAGACGAAGAAGAUGGUAGUCAUCAUAAGACACAACUAGAUGUCUCGUUGAAGCGACCUAAAAAACCGUUUGAGGUGAUCAUUAAAGAGAAAGCCGUUACCCAAGUAUAGUGAUGGCUGCCUGGAUCCUUCACUCGUUUUUCAAUGUACAUAUACUGCAACUAUAUAUCUACGGUUUAUGAGGCUAAAAUACCCCUUUAGACGGAAAAAGAGAAUAUAUUUAUUUGACGUGCCUGUAUAUCUAUAUCUAUAUGUAUGAGUAUGAUAUUUGCGUAGGUCCC
Molecule: messenger RNA, 2318 nt
Organism: Daldinia caldariorum
Lineage: Eukaryota; Fungi; Ascomycota; Sordariomycetes; Xylariales; Hypoxylaceae
Exons: 2
Coding region: 184-2148 (654 amino acids)
Molecular function (GO): protein binding
Source: RefSeq, a predicted model, not a curated record